AUGGAUACAAUAAUACAAAGUAAUAAUGGUGAUGAUAGAUUGAAUCAUAUACUUCGAUUAGUAUUGAUAAGAAACAAAGUGACAUCAAGUAUUAUCUUUUACUAUACACACCAUAUUAGUAGACAGUUGGUAUUAUCAAUUGUAUCAGUACCAUUCUUUAAAAGGGAUGAUGUUCAUUCAAUACAACAAGACAGCGAUGAUGACAAUGACAAUCAUGUCUCAAUAUUACCAUUUUAUAAAGGUCAACAAAUCAAACAAUCAUUAUGGUUAAUGAUCAAAUUUAAUUGGACCAAUAGAUUUAUAUCAGAAUUUGAUCAUCUAAUCAAUAAUAAUAAUAAUAAGAAUAAUAAUAAGAUAAUAUUAAAUGAAACAUUUUAUAUUGAAGCAACUUUAAAAGCAAACCUUGAAAUCCUACAAAGAUUACAUCUUCACAACUCUUCUUCAUCCUCCUCUUCUUCAUCAUCAUCAUCUUUAAAGUUUAUAGUACAACCAAUUUUAAUAACCAAUAUUAUAAGGGCAGGUAGUCCAAAGACAUUACAAUGGGCUUUAGAUAACAUGCCAUUCAGAUUAUUCCAUAUAGAGAAACCAAUGAAUGAAGAAUAUGAAAAACCUUCAUACAAAGAAUUAAAAUAUACUCUAAAAGAUUUAGAACAUUGGUUAUUGGAAUCUCUAUCUUAUUCUCCUACUACAACUUUUACAAUUAAUAAUAAUAAUUAUAAUACAAAUACAAAUAAUGACAAUACACAUAAUAAUAAUGAUAAUGAUGAAACCAUUUCAACUAAAAUGUUUAAAAUGUUAACAAGAAGAUUUGAAAAAGAAUUGGGAAUAUCAAAAGGAUUAAGAAAAGAGUCUGAUACUAGAAAUGAUCGUUAUCAAAGAGAUAACUUUAUCUAUAUGACAUUUUACGAUCAAUCAUCUAUAUCAAAGAGACCUGGAAAAGAGUUUUUCUAUUGUAUUUUACAACUCUACUUGUACGAUUGUAUUCAUUCAUCAACUGCUUUGCAAGUGGCAACUCUUUUUGGUGUAUUUGAAUUGAUACCAUUCAUCAAAAACACAAUCAAUACUUUACUUUGGGAGUGGCCAGAAAAACAAUUGGGAGUGGCUACUGCCCAUCCUGGAAUGGUAGAAUACAUCUUUGACUCUUACAAACAAGUAAACUUGAAUGGUGACAAGAGUCAUUCAAUCGUCUAUGAAAUCUAUAAAAAUGCAUCAAAUCAUGGAAAUAUAAAGUGUAUCGAAUACUUUCACAAGCUUUAUCCUCGUACAGAUCUCGGACUCAUCCUUCCAAAAGCUCUGACUAGAGGUGAAGAAAAACUAGUUAAUCUUUAUUUCUCUGAACAGAAACACACAGUUGCCGGAUUUAUUCGUCAAUUUAUAGUCAUAGAAUCCAUUCACAAGAGUCUUUUGACGGUCGAAUUGAUUGAUCGUCUUGUUGUCAUUCCAAGAAUACGAUUCAAUUUCACAGACAAGUUUAUUGCUACUCUUUAUUUUGCUGGAGAUGACAUUAAAAAGUGUCUCGUCAAACACAAGGAAUUAAUUUUUAUAGACUAUGGAUACAUUUUAAAGAAAUUGGCUUUGCGUGGAGACUUGGAUGGAAUCAAAGUAUUGUUGAUGGAUUGUCCAAUAUCUCGUUUUGGAUCACGUGACAAACAAAUGUAUCCGACAACCGUCUGCCUAGAAGAUAUUGAAAGUUUAUUGUGGCGUGGAAAGUAUGAUAGCGUUAGAUUACUAUUCGAGAUGAAUGCUGUUUUACCAAUGCCAGUGACCAAAAACACAGACAGCAAAUUUGAAAUGAAAUAUUUAAUCGAUAUUAUUGUCAUUUGGGCACAACCAAAACAACACGCACAAUCAUUGGAACUGAUUAAAUUCUUGGUAGAAUUUAUAGAUAUGGAUGACAUGAUUGAAAAGUUUAGAAAAGCUGCCAAUGAUAUGGACAAACAAUUUAAAACUCUAUUUAAUGUCGCUCCCAAUUCUAGUCGUCUUUGUUCUUCCAACAUUUUAAAUCUAGUCAUUGAAAAUAAUCGAAAGGAUGUUUUUGACUAUAUCAUGGGAUCAACUAGUCGUUAUUUCCCAUUCAAACAAUGUACAUCCUAUGCUAUCAUUAGUCUAAUCAAUAGUAACAACAACAACAACAACAAUAAUGAUAUGGAAAUGAUCAAUGUUAUUCUUGACAAUUCACUUUUAGAAAAGUCAUUAAACCAUUACAUUUUACGCAUUUGUACACAUGCAUCGACCAAAGGCAAUAUUGAAAUGUUUCAAUUCUUUUAUGAUCGAUUUGUGGGUAGUAUCGAAAAUGAAAAAUGGCAGUCACAAAAUCUACUUGUAGAAUCACUUUCUUAUGCAACCAAACAAUGUAGAUUUACAUUUUUGUCAUUCCUCUUUGACAAUUAUUUACGAAAAAAUGAUAAUAGUGGUCCCACUAUUCACCAAAUUGACCGUCGGUCAAGUGGAUUGAUAUAUUCUAUCGUUAGAGAUCUAUCAAACCUUUCAAGUCCAUCAAAGAGAUUGAUGAGUUGCAAUACUGUAAAAUUGUUGGUGGAAAGAUUCAUUCGUGAACCAAAGAAAUCAGGAUCCACGACUAUUGAAGCUCCCCAUACACCACAUUUUAUCAAUAUUAUCAAGAAUGACCAUUUCGAAUUGUUCGAGUAUUUGAUAGAAGUAUUUUAUUUUAAAAAUCAUCUACCUAGUUUUGGUGUCGUUGAUGAUGAUGGUGACAAUACAAACAAAUUGUCGUACGAACCAAUCAAAAAUAGAUCUGGUAUUUUAUUCAUGACAAGGAUUGAUUUUGAAGAAAUCACCUCUAUUGCCUAUGAAUAUGGUACUCUUAGAAUUAUCAAUUAUCUCCAACAAUCAAGAAAAAAUAAUCCUCUAAUCACCAAAACUUCAUUUUGUCAAUUUCAAUAA
Cavenderia fasciculata is the source of this 2904-nucleotide messenger RNA. RefSeq lists its product as uncharacterized. The coding region runs from base 1 to 2904 and encodes 967 amino acids. The transcript has a single exon. The record is from RefSeq and is a predicted model, not a curated record. Lineage: Eukaryota; Evosea; Eumycetozoa; Acytosteliales; Cavenderiaceae.